Molecule: messenger RNA, 3888 nt
Organism: Drosophila miranda
Lineage: Eukaryota; Metazoa; Arthropoda; Insecta; Diptera; Drosophilidae
Product: trithorax group protein osa
Exons: 9
Coding region: 177-3707 (1176 amino acids)
Cellular component (GO): extracellular region
Molecular function (GO): chitin binding
Source: RefSeq, a predicted model, not a curated record
UUGGAACGUUGCGCGUGCGCCGUGAACGAAAUAUCGCGCCGCUCUCCAUCGUUCGUCGUCGUCGUCUUGGUUUCGCUUUCGUUGUUCAACGAAUAUGGUUGUUUAGGAAUCAAACAGGAAUACGAGACAAUAAAGAGAGUGUCAAAAUCCCCCACCAAAAUAUAAAGCACUGAAUCAUGUGGAUUCCCAGCGGAGGAUCGAGCUUUUGGCUUCUGUCACUGGCAUUUGCUGCCUGCCUUGUGCCGUUUAACCAAGCGGCGGGUCCUGCAGGACCCCUCCCAGACAAUGGCAAGAGGCACAGUCGAGGCAACAGCAACAGCAGCGACCUUCUGGGCGACUCGCAGCUGAGCGCCUCGGAGCGCAGUCGUCGCCUGAUACCCUACAUGACCUUCUAUCUGCCAGCACCGGAGCUGCCCAUCAAUCAGCAGUAUGCCGCCAAGCAUUCGGCGUCCGCUGGCGGGGCACAGCUGCAGGCGCCCUCAGCUGGUCGUAUACCCGUGCCGCUGGCCUACAUGCCACAGCAGCAGCAGCAGCAGCAGCAACAGAAGCAGCAUCUGCAUCAGCCUCAUCCCCACCAUCACCACCAUGCGGCGCACUAUCAGUCGGGUGCAGGCGAAGUGUAUCAUGCCCUGGCCAUAGGCAGCCAUCAGCACCCGCACCCGCAUCCGCAUCCGCAUCCACACCAGCAUCCGCAUCCGCCACCUGGCCAGGGAAAGGAGCCGCCGCUGACGGAUUCGGGCGCCACUUUUAUAGCCUACAAGCCAUUGAACCCGACGCACAAGCACAAGACGGUGCAGCAUUUCCCGCCGUUGCCAGCACAGAAGGAGCAACAGCAGCAGCAGCAGUAUCUGCCACAGCAGCAGCCACAGUACGAGAUAGUAUCGCCUUCUGGUUUGGUGGCAUCGUCGCAGCAGUACCAUCACCAUCGACAGCGAGGCAAACAAUCAAAAAUCAAUUUAACACCGUUUACAGCGCAGAACACAUUGCCGGGACAGUUUGUACCCAUUAUUUAUACGCCAGUGGGCAACAGCAACAACAAUGAUCAGCAGCAGCAGCACCAGCAGCAGCAUAAUGGCAAUACCAUCAAUUACAACAACAACAAGCCAGAAAUUGUCUUCGAAGAAGCAGCGCCACAUAAAAACUCCCAUCAAACACAAAUCGUUACGGAUUAUGCAGCAGUCGAGGCAGCUGGAGUUGCCUCACCAGAGCAGCAAUCUUUCGAGGAGCAGCAGCAACAAGAGCCAGUGGAGGAGCAACAGCAGGCACAGCCAACACCAAGCAUUGGCUACAGUGUCUACAGCGAGCCAGCAUCCGCAUCCAACGCUGUCGCCUCUGGCGGCGACACUGGGCCAGGGCCAGGGCCAGGGACAGGCCAACGUCCAGCCUCGAAAACCGCACUGAUAAUCCAUCAAAAAUCGCCGCCAUUUGGGCAUGUCAGCAAGUACGAGAGUUACUUCAACAUGGCCCACCCACCGCCCCACUCGACCGGUGGCGGUAGCCAUCAUCCGAAUCCCAAUCAGAAUCAUCCGAAUCAUCAGCAUCACCAUCAGAGCCAGAGUCAGGGGCACAUGACGCCCCAGGAGAAGUAUGUGCUUUACUUACAACAACGCAUGAAACACCAGAAACUGCAGCAGCAACACUACGACUUCCAUCAUCCGGCUCGGCCAGCGCAAAGCAAUACAUUAACUGGGAAACCACACCCACCACCUUCAGCACAACAGCAACACACGCCUCAUCUGCAUCCCAAUCAGCCAUCCCACACCCAGACACAGUCACAGUCCCAGAGCCAGUCCCAGAGCCAGGGCCACCAUCCGCACAAGUACGACUCGCUGUAUGUGCGUCCGGAUGCGGCCGCUGGUCAACAGGUGCUUCACAUUCCACUGCGCGCCCUCUUGGCCCAUGUAAACGAGCAGUCGCUGUCGGAGUCCCAAUCCCAGCCACAGCCCCAGCCACCGCGGCACGAGUUCGUUAAGGAAGCGCCGCUCGGCUCCCCAGCACCGCCACAAUUCAUAGACUACCUGAUAGACGGACCCAGGCAGUCUUUGGAGGAGGAGCAGCAACAGCAGCAGCAUCCACACGAGCCGUCCCAGGUAGGGCCGCCUCAUCUGCAGCAUGCCUACAUCCUGGUGACCACAACGGCGCCGCAUACGGAGCACCAACCGGCUGGACCGAACCUCCACCUCCAUCCCGAUAUAUCCACGCCUCGGCCGGCGGUGCUUUACAAGCAGCAGCCAACGCUACGGCUGCAGCCCGUGCACACCUACGAGGCCACCCGGCGACCCAUUUACGUGACCACUCCCUCGCCCACGCCCAGUCAUACGGUUGAAAUCACGCCCAAGUACGUCUAUGUGUCCAGCAAAGCCCCCAAGUCGGCGGCACCGCCUCCCCCCAGUGAAGUGGCCAGCAGAGAGCCAUCCACUGUGACGCCCAUCAAGCUGAAGCCCGUCUACCAGUACGCCCACGAGCGUCCUCCACUGACGCCAGCCGUUCAGGGACACCCCGCCGUCUAUGACGACCAGCUGCCGGACAUACGCACCUCCUCGCUGGCUGAGAUCCUGCACAAGCUGCAGGCCAGCAACCACCUGCCGCAGACCCUAACGCCGGACAACAUUGACAACUCGAUCAAGACGCUGAUUCGCAUUCUCCAGAACCUCAAGCAGACCCAGACCAUUGCCCACAAUCCGCCGCAGCAUCACGAGACGAAGCACAGCAGCUCCUCCCACGACGACUACGACUACAACACGGACAGCGGAGAGGAUCAUGCCCCGGCAACAGGCUCCGAUAAGGGACCAAACAAACAUCCUGGCCCGAGCACUGGGCGGGCUGGCAUCGAUUAUCCGAACUAUUCGGUGAUACCGCAGACCAGCUUCGAGUGCACCAAGCAACGCUACAAGGGGUUCUUCGGCGAUCCAGAGACCAAUUGCCAGGUGUGGCACUACUGCGAUCUCAACGGGGGCAAGGCCUCCUUCCUGUGUCCCAAUGGAACCAUCUUCAGUCAGAUUGCCCUCACCUGCGACUGGUGGUUCAAUGUGAAAUGCUCGACAACGGCCCAGCUGUAUGUGCUGAAUGAGCGCCUCUACAAGUACAUACUGCCCUUCAAUCCGAAAUUCCCAGAGGACUACAACGGACCCAUUGUGGACAAAUAUCUGGCCAUGAAGUUCCAGGAAAUGGAGGAUAAGAUGCGGCAGGAGAAGCAGCGCAAGACCAACCAGCAGGCAGAGAAGCCCGUAGAGGCCCCGUCCACCCCGGCGAUGCCCAAGAACCACAAGCCAUCGCCCAAGCAUGGCAGCGGCAUCAAUGCCCAGGUGUACGAGCAGAGUUCCGAGAGGAAUCUGCUGAUCGAUGACGAGAUCGAUGACAUCUCGGAGCGCGGCUCCUACGACACCUUCGAACAGACGCCCACCACUGUGAUGGCCCCCACCAGUACUCAGGACACGCAGCAAUCGUUUGUGCUCAGGCCCAUAGUCGUGUCCUCCACGCCGCAACCAGAGGCUGACGCUGACUUUGACGUGGAGCCGACGGCCCUGCAGAGCAGCGAGGAGCAGGAGCAGGAGCAGGAGGACAAGCUGCAGAGUCUGCGCGACACCAAGGCGGCGGAGCAGAAGCAGGAGACCACCAGAGUAAGCGUCGAGAAGCUGGAGGUGAUUGAGAUCAAAACAGAUGGCGACACGGGCCAGCUGAUGCCCAUCAAGGAGCCCAGUGCCUGAUUAUGAGAGGACCCCCGUUGAGAGCGGAGCAAAAGCUUGCCAUAUUCGUAUGAUGUAUGUCCGUUGUAUGCCUUAAAUUAUUCUUAGCAAGCAAGUACCUACUGUAAAUAGCUAGCCGUAAACGAAUCGUAUAUGCAGACAGACCUAUAGCGAUAGUGAAAUAAAAUCUGACUAGUGUGUA